Messenger RNA from Stomoxys calcitrans (stable fly), 1004 nucleotides. RefSeq lists its product as uncharacterized. Lineage: Eukaryota; Metazoa; Arthropoda; Insecta; Diptera; Muscidae. The transcript has 2 exons. The record is from RefSeq and is a predicted model, not a curated record. Bases 11 to 976 code for a protein of 321 amino acids.
AUUUCGAAAAAUGAUAUGGAAUUUAGAAAACUAUUGUAGUAGAUGGAAUAUGGUGGUAAAUUUGCAAAAAUCCAAGAUAAUGGUGUUUCGAAAUGGAGGACGGUUAUCUUCAAGGGAGAGAUGGAAAUACCUCAAUGAAGAAAUUGAAGUGGUGAACGAAUACUGCUACCUUGGAGUCCUGCUAACUCCAAAAAUGAGUUUUACUAAGCAUGCAGAACAAAGAAACAAACGAGCGAAGAUUUGUAUAAACGCAGCUUGGGAAAAUCUGAUCAAUAACUCAAAUGUAUCCCUUAUAUCGAAAUGGAAAAUUUUCCAGAGUGUGUGCAAAACCACACAGUCAUAUGCAGCCCAGGUGUGGGGGUACAACUGGUUUGAAGAAGUAGAUGAACUACAAAGACUCCCGCAUAAGCUUUCUAUAAAAAUAUGGAACAAACAAAUUUUCUGGGCCUUGGCACUGAAAUCUUGGUCCGAAAGCACUAACGUUCCAAUUGAAAAUCUAUUCAGAACAGCGCAAGAUUGGUCUACAACCACAACUAUACUUGUAAAUAAUCUCAAAAGGAAAAGCUAUACAGAGAAAAUAGAUAGAGCAAGAGCAAGUGAAAGCAGAUUUUAUCGUUUUUUGAAUCCAGAAAUCGGGAUUGAAUACAUGCAAGAUGUUUGGAAACUGGACAAAAUUGCUAUUAUAAUGAAAACAAGGGCAGAUGUACUUCCACUGAAUGGAAACGUUUUUAGAAACGCAGCGAGACACCAAUGUACAUUGUGUAACUUGAGAGAAGUCGAAAACUUGCAACAUUUCAUAGCCAGAUGUCCAGUAUUACAAGAAUUUAGGGUACGGCAUUUUGGAACUGCCUAUCUAGAUGAUGUACAGCUAAUACAAAUUUUAAAUGGAACUUUUUAUUGUGGGUGGGAUGGAUUAUAUAAUUAUGUUAGCAAUGCUUUGAGAUAUCGGAACUACAUAAAUCGAGAACAAUUUUGAAAAAAAAAAAAAAAAAAAAAAAAAAAAA